Capsicum annuum is the source of this 1094-nucleotide messenger RNA. RefSeq names its product putative calcium-binding protein CML19. The coding region runs from base 390 to 815 and encodes 141 amino acids. NCBI's taxonomy places the organism in Eukaryota, Viridiplantae, Streptophyta, Magnoliopsida, Solanales, Solanaceae. The transcript is spliced from 2 exons. The record is from RefSeq and is a predicted model, not a curated record. Gene Ontology annotation, molecular function: calcium ion binding.
ACUUUAAUUUGUACGUGAGGCAUGAGCUGCUGUAAAUGACAGGAACCCACCCUGCUCAAAAAUAUUACGCCAACUACAGGUGGUCGGUCAAUACACAUCUUCGAGGGGGGAAAAUAACUCAGAAGUAAAUUUGAAAUAUAAUUCCUCGUUUGCCUUUCCUAGUCUCCUUCCCCAUGACCUGGUAUCUUAGAAGUAGGUUCUUCUAGACUUAGUACACACCUGAAAGUCCUCCUCACAAUUUUCCACCGGUUGCCUUACGCACGCCACACGCAUUCUGCCGCGUUCAGUAUACAUAUAUAGGGUGUCAAAACAAUUCAGUUCCUUAACAAUUCAACUCUUUCGUCCUAGUUUUUACUUUUGUAUUUGCCUUACAAGACAACAAAUUCUUCAUGGCAGAAUACAAGCAGCACCAACGCCUAUUUGACCGCUUUGAUAAGAACAAAGACGGGAAAAUAUCAGCAGAGGAGCUUCAACAGUGUGUGCAUUUGAUCGGCAAAGACAUGUCGUAUGAGGAAGCAGAGGCUGCGGUUGAGCACAAUGACUCGGACAACGACGGCUUAUUGGAUUUUGAUGAUUUUGUUAGAUUAAUUGAAGGCGGAAGCGAAGAAGAGAAGCGUCAUGAGUUGAAGGAGGCAUUCAGGAUGUACGAGAUGGAGGGAUGUGGAUGCAUAACACCUGAGAGCUUGAAUAGAAUGCUUGCUAGAUUGGGAGAAUCGAGAACUAUUGAUGAAUGCAGAAGAAUGAUUUGCCGCUAUGAUAUUGAUGGUGAUGGUCUCCUUAAUUUCGAUGAGUUUGAGAUUAUGAUGCGUUGCUAGUAAUACUGAGUUAGAGACUUAUUCUAGGUGUUUGCGCUUGCUUUCGGCUUUCCUUGAAUCUUUGAUUCUUUCAGUCUUUGGUUGGCUUGUGGAUGAUCAUUCUUUCGGUAUAUUAGUACCUGUUUGCACCUUAAUCUAGUUCUAAAGGUUCCAAUUUUAGAUGUAUCUCUGCGUCCAAAACCAAUCAAUUUCAUUUAUUUCUUAGAAACACCAUCUCCUCUUGGUAUUUGAAUCCUGUAAUGUACUUCGUUCAUUACUUUAGUAAGCUAUGUUACUUUA